GUGUGGACAGUUCUUCUGUUGUAGCUGUGCUACUCAGUGUGGAGGCACUCUAUGAAGCUCAAGGUCAGGAACAGCAAGCGGCAGCCUCGGGGAAUUGUCCCAUCUGGGUCUUGGGACCCGCAGAGGCAGGUGGGCAAACUUUCCGUGUUCUCGCUUCUUAUAUAAAUAAAUGGCGAUGGAGGGCUAUUGGACUGUGAAGAGGAUGUGAGGCCCGGGCCACUGUCACUACCUCCCAAAGCAGCGUCAGUUCUCCCUGGCUGAUCUUGUGUCCGAGACGAAGGGAAAUGGGCCCAGCCUCACUGCAGGAGGACAGAGAGCUGAGGAAAGAGUCCAAGGAGGAGAUGGAGAGCUACCGCUGCCUUCUGCAGGCAGGCUCCCAGCUAGAGAGCACACUGCAGCAGGUGACUGUCCCCGUGAGCAUGAAGGAAGUGGGAGGCUAUAUAGAGAAACAGGUGGCAUACUUGUCAGGGGGCCGCGGGGAAGACUCCAGCGUCAUCAUCACGCUCCCAGAAUGCUCAGCUUUCAGUGACAUUCCAGAGGAAGCUCUAGCCAAAGUUUUUAACUACCUCACUCUCAUCCCUCGAACGAGGCAACCUGGAGUCAAAUUUAUCGUUAUUUUAGACCGAAGGUUGGACACCUGGGCCUCUAUCAAAACGGCACUUGCCAGGAUAGCAGCUUCCUUUCCUGGGAACCUCCACCUGGUCUUGGUACUCCGACCCACCAGCUUCUUCCACCGUACUGUUACUGAUAUAGGCUUCCGCUUCAGCCAGGAGGACUUCAUGCUCAAAAUGCCAGUGGUGAUGCUGAGUUCUGUCACAGACCUGCUGCGCUACAUUGAUGAGAACCAGCUGACAUCAGAGUUUGGAGGCACUCUGGACUACUGUCACAGUGACUGGAUUGUUUUACGGACAGCCAUUGAAAGUUUCGCUGUAACAGUCAAAGACAUUGCACAGAUGCUACAGGGCUUUGGGACUGAGCUAGCAGAGACGGAGCUGCCUGAUGAGGCAAAAGCCAUUGAGUGUCUUCUUGAAUUGCACACUGACAAGUACAGAAAACUCAAAGAUGCAAUCAGGUCGGUAUCAAAGGAGGGUCGUCAUCUUCUCUCCAGCCUGGAGACUACUGUGAAGGAGGAUGACUCCCAGUGGGACGUGAAACUGGACUGGGAGACAGUGCAAAGGCUUCUCGCUCAGCUCAGAGACAUGGAGUCUGCCUUUGAUGGCUUUUUUGAGAAGCAUCAUCUAAAACUUCACCAGUACUUCCAGUUGCUCAGAUAUGAGCAAAGCUUUCAGGAGAUGGAGUUAUGUCUAGAGCAUCUUACAGCUCAGGAGAGGGAACUGUCCAUAUCUGUGAACACUCUGGGUGAAACAGAACAGGCUCUCAAAAGGCUGGACGGUCUGGAAUCCAAUGCACGGGAGGUGACUGCUCGUGCCCAGAUAAUCAUUCUUCACGGACACCAGCUAUCGGCCGGUCACCAUUAUGCCAUGGCUCUCAUUAUGCAACGCUGCAAUGAGCUUCGUCACUACUGUGAUACACUCACUGCUGCUCUCAAGACCAAACGCUCUCUUCUUCUGCAAUCACACCAGCUGCUGCUAAGUCUUGGGCAGGCCCAAACGUGGUGUGAUGAUGCAGCAUAUCUAUUGGCCAAUCAGCUAGUAGAUAAGUUUCAGUCUAAGGAGGGGGCCCAGGCUGCUCUGAGGGAAAUUGAGAAGCUCUUGGAGGGGGCUCCGUCUAUACUGAACUCAGGACUUGACAUUGUAACCACUGAAUACAAGGGUGUUAUUACACAUCAGCUUCAGGCCCAGAUUGUGAAAAUGUUUGAGAAGCAUGCAGCAGUACAGCAGAUGAUCCAGAACCGACAGGCUUGUCUAAGGAAGCUGGCUGAUAAACACGUACGACCGGUCCAACUGGUGGCCCCCAGGCCUGAAAACCCACCACGCUCCAAGUCCCCGCUCUUCUCUCCAAAGCAUGGUGAUGGUUUGAAGUUCACAUUCGACCUUUCUCUGCCUGGGAAAAGAGCGUCUCGAAAGAACCCCAACCCUAGAAAAAUAGAGGUGAUGCAUGACUACCAGGAGAGCCGGAGCUGCGUGUCGUACAGUCUGGAUGGAGACGACAGCCCAGAGCUCUUGAAGCGUCAUGUGAUGAAGGAACUCAUAGAAACUGAAAGAAUCUAUGUGGAAGAGCUGCUGUCAGUGUUACUGGGUUACAGGGCUGAAAUGGACAACCCAGCUCUGUCGGGGCUUCUGCCACCAAUACUUCGCAGUAAGAGAGACGUUCUUUUUGGGAACUUGCCAGAGAUCUACAAUUUUCAUAGCAGGGUUUUCCUUCAGGACCUGGAAGCAUGCCUGGAGGCUCCUGAAGGUGUGGGGGUGUGUUUUCUGGAGCGGAAAGAAACCUUCCAAAUGUAUGAAAGCUACUGUCAGAACAAGCCACGCUCCGAGGCACUGUGGAGACAGUUCUCAGACUGCGGUUUCUUUCUGGAGUGUCAAAAAAAGCUGGAGCACAAACUGGGCCUGGAUUCCUACCUGUUGAAACCUAUUCAGCGCCUCACAAAAUACCAGCUGCUGCUGAAGGAACUGAUAAAAUACAGUACAGACUGUGAGGGCACCUCUGAACUGCAGGGGGCACUAACAGCCAUGCUGGACCUGCUCAAAUCAGUCAAUGACUCCAUGCACCAGAUUGCCAUCACAGGAUAUGAGGGUGACAUUUCUGAGCUGGGCCGAGUGCUCAUGCAGGGAUCCUUCAGUGUGUGGAUCAGCCACAAGAAGGGCCCCACUCGCAUGAAGGAGAUGGCUCGCUUCAAGCCAAUGCAGAGACACCUCUUCUUGUAUGAGAGAGCUUUGCUUUUAUGCAAGCGAAGGGAGGAGCAUGGAGACGGCUGCGACAAGACCCCUUCAUACAGCUUCAAACAUUGUCUCAAGAUGACUGCUGUGGGGAUCACAGAAAAUGUCAAGGGAGAUGUGAAGAAGUUUGAGAUCUGGUACAGUGGCAGGGAGGAAGUGUAUGUGGUUCAGGCUCCUACAGUGGAGGUGAAGAUGGCCUGGCUCAAUGAGCUCCGUAGAAUCCUGACUAACCAGCAGAAGCUGCUUAGAGAUGAAGCAUAUCAACACGGCCACAUGGUUGAACACAUGCAGCUUUCUCCUCCACUCUCUGAGAGCAAACAGCAGAGGGCAUCAGUGAGUUCAGAGGAGACAGAGUCAGGGAGGAGCAGCCCAGACCCCCAGCCCCACUCUCCAAAACACCAGCACAAUCGUAGGAGUUGGCCAGGAGCUCAUCACUCAGUAGACAUCUGCGAGGGUCUGGAGGAGUGGCCUGGAGGUCGGGAUGCCUUCCACCCAUCUGACACAGAGGAGGAGGUUUUAGUGCAGCUGUCUCCAGGCAGGUACAAGGUUUUGGCUGACUGUCUCCAAAAUGGACCAGACAGCAUCAUCAUCAAACAAGGAGACAUCAUCCAUCUACAGUGUAAAGACAACAGGGGGCGCUGGCUGGUGAAAAAUCUGACUCUGCAACAAGAGGGCUUCAUAUCAGCUGCCUCCCUGCAGCUGAUUAUAGGAGGCAGUGGCCGAGAAAGCUCCUCCAGACUAGGGGACCCAGGAAAACUGAAGGUGCGAAAGCUCAGCUCCCCGUAGAGAAGAAAGCACAGAAUGUGAUAAUAUUUACCUUUGGGUGAUAAUGAACAUGACAGAAAACACACUGAGCCAUAUCUGUCUCCUAACUGAUCCUCCAAUGCCGUCUUCUUUCAUCAAGUUCAGUCAUCGAAAAGACAAACAUGGAAAUAUACAAAACAGUCCCCCCCCCCCCCCCC
This is a messenger RNA of Archocentrus centrarchus (flier cichlid), 3802 nucleotides long. It is a transcript of the gene mcf2a, whose product is annotated as MCF.2 cell line derived transforming sequence a. Gene Ontology annotation, cellular component: cytoplasm. The coding region runs from base 285 to 3626 and encodes 1113 amino acids. The transcript has 30 exons. Gene Ontology annotation, biological process: dendrite development; intracellular signal transduction. NCBI's taxonomy places the organism in Eukaryota, Metazoa, Chordata, Actinopteri, Cichliformes, Cichlidae. The record is from RefSeq and is a predicted model, not a curated record. Gene Ontology annotation, molecular function: guanyl-nucleotide exchange factor activity; protein binding.